AGGCGCGGCGUCGCGGACCGACGACCGAUCGAGGCCGGGCGAUUGGCGCAGGCGGCGGCCAAUCGAGGUCGGGCUAUUGUGGGCGGUACCACGCCGUGAGGAGAUGAGGUGGUGGAGGCCGCUUCGGGGCUUCAUGUCGACCACUCCGUAGCCACGCUCCGCCGCAUUCAUCACCAUAUGUGGCCACGCAGCUGGUGGCCGCGGUGGCAAGCACCGUCGCAUGCGAGGAUGGAGGUCCCCGCUGGUCAAAACAGAGCACCAUCUGCUGUUGUUGACUGGCGUCGAGUCGACCUCGUCGAGGAUGAUGCCCAAGAGCAUGCAUCGCAUGCCAACACAUGCUCAGACGGCGUCCCCGCAGCUCUUGGCACCGAUGAUGUCCAGGAACGGUUGCCAACGCCUUGGUCGGUGGUCGCUGGAGACGCUGAAAAGAAAAAGAAAAACAAGUUCGAAGGUAUCCUUGUGCCCCAUCUCCAUCCAACGGAAAAGGCCACGGACGACGCGCUUUUGCGAGCCACGGUUGCCGCGCCGGGCGCAGGGAGGAAAAUGUCGAGGCCGGGCGGCCACAGGCACGGCCAGGCGUGGACAGACGGGGCCGGCCACAGUCGGGCGCGGACGGCGAGGCCACGGCAUGGGCGGACGGGGAGGACGAGGAGGCGCUGGACCUCGCGACGGAUCUCUCCUUAGUGGCCUAUCUCUCGCUAGAGAACGAAAGUGAUGAUAAAGUGUUAGAGUAAACCGAGAUUGAAAGAAAGUGAAUGGACGAUUAGCUCUGUUUCUAUUGAUUUUCAAAUAUAUAUACAUCUGGAAGAGGUGCGAAGAA
This is a messenger RNA of Hordeum vulgare subsp. vulgare (domesticated barley), 820 nucleotides long. RefSeq lists its product as uncharacterized. The transcript is spliced from 2 exons. NCBI's taxonomy places the organism in Eukaryota, Viridiplantae, Streptophyta, Magnoliopsida, Poales, Poaceae. The coding region runs from base 178 to 684 and encodes 168 amino acids. The record is from RefSeq and is a predicted model, not a curated record.